CGCAUAUACCUAUAGCAUGGCUUCAGAAAUAAAUGUCCUGCCAGCCACCGCUGAAGACUAUGAAGAGGUGAUGUCCAUCUCUGGCGGAAUAUACAAAGGAACUGACUAUCUGCCUUAUAGAUACCAUGCAUGGCUGAAGGACCCUCGUCGGAGGAUGUAUCUGGCCAAAUGUGAUGACAAAGUGGUGGGCUUUGAGUCGUUCUUGCUGGUGGAUGGUGGAGUUACUGCGGUGGUGGAAGGUCUUCGGGUAGCCCCUUGGAUGAGAGGACAAGGGGUAGCGGGCAUCAUUCAGAACUUUUGCAUUAACGCCAUACGUGCUGACCACCCAGAGGUGAAAACAGUCAGUAUGACCCGUACAGAGAAUCCUCCGCCCUCCUUGCUGAAGAAGUACAGCAUAAUCAACUGCAAGGCUAUCAUAUUCAUGCACCUACCCUCUGACCAAGUUGAAGAAGGGCUCAAGUUGCUGGAAAGUCGGGUGGACAAUUCAGAAAGGUCCAUAAACCACUCUGUCCUUGGACCUACUGAGGUGCUGAAACUCUUUGAGAGGACUAAACUAGAAGAAGAGCUGCUACCUGGAAGAAGACUGGUUCAGUGCUGGCUUCCUCUGACCACCCAUAAAGCCAACCUGGAGCUACUUCUAGAACGGAGGAUCGUUUGGCUCUAUUGCCACCCAUGUGAUACAGGGGAUUUCCUAGCAGAAUCCAGUGAUAGCACCACUUGUGACACAAUCAGAUGCCAAACCAGCCAUGAGCACAGUGCAAUCACUGCAUCUACCCCCACCUCAUCUGAUUCCACAUCUACUACUCAGUCCCAUCACAAUUCUGCUCCACCUCCCUCAUCAAUAAAUACAUCUUCCCCUCGGUUCCUCAGCCUUGGUACCCCUCCAUUCCCAAUUCCAUUGGCAAAGGGUACGCACAAAUUGGACAUUGAUUUGUUUGGAAAUGACCCGGAAUGUGCCAAGAUCCAUGUCCUCAAGCAAUUAAAGAUGGGGAUACAGGCUCUGCCUGCAGGGGGCGAUAUAAUUUGUGUCCUUUAUGCAGAGGAGAGUCUCCGGGCUGCACUCAAUGACCUGUGCGAAGGGUUAGCUACAUUCUUCUAUGUGAGAGAACAGAUGGUGCUAGACAUGGAAAUCUAGGAGGUUAUGAUGCCAACCAAGCGGGAGAUACAUCAAGCCUUCUUAAAAGUGGAGAAGUUGCCAUAGCAACUAAUCAGCUUCUACCUAUAAUUUUAUAGGCUGUACUUAAUAAAUGCCUCAAAGGUGUUUGGUUGCUAUGGGCAACUUCUCCACUCUUCAGAAGACUUGAUAUGUGUCUAUUGUAAUUAGGGCAGGUGCUACGGGUAUAAGAAGGUUAACAAGCUGAGUCUGCUUACAAGACACUUA
This is a messenger RNA of Pseudophryne corroboree (corroboree frog), 1381 nucleotides long. Its product is annotated as histidine N-acetyltransferase-like. Bases 17 to 1135 code for a protein of 372 amino acids. Lineage: Eukaryota; Metazoa; Chordata; Amphibia; Anura; Myobatrachidae. The record is from RefSeq and is a predicted model, not a curated record. The transcript has 3 exons. Gene Ontology annotation, molecular function: acyltransferase activity, transferring groups other than amino-acyl groups.